ACGCGCGCUGGGGCCGCGCGGGGCUUGGGGAGUGUGCCUGCAGCGCCACUGCCCCGCGCGGAGGCGGCCCCCCUCGGCCGGUGGCUAACCGCGCCCGUGUGUUUCUUUCCUCCCCAUCACAGGCAGUGAGUGUGGUCUGUGCGCCCUGUCGACGUCCACCAGUGCCCACUCCGAGCCUGCACCUGGUCUUGCGCCUGCCCGAUUUCGCUAUGACGUCCACCUGCACCAACAACACGCGCGAAAGCAACAGCAGCCACACGUGCAUGCCGCUCUCCAAAAUGCCCAUCAGUCUGGCUCACGGCAUCAUCCGCUCGAGCGUGCUGCUCAUCUUCCUCACUGCCUCAUUCGUCGGCAACGUAGUGCUGGCACUGGUGUUGCAGCGCAAGCCACAGCUGCUGCAGGUGACCAACCGCUUCAUCUUUAACCUCCUCGUCACUGACCUGCUGCAGAUUUCUCUUGUGGCCCCUUGGGUGGUGGCCACCUCUAUGCCUCUCUUCUGGCCUCUCAACAGCCACUUCUGUACCGCCCUGGUUAGCCUCACUCACCUGUUCGCCUUUGCCAGUGUCAACACCAUCGUUGUGGUGUCUGUGGAUCGCUACCUGUCCAUCAUCCACCCUCUCUCCUACCCCUCCAAGAUGACCCCACGCCGGGGUUACAUGCUUCUCUAUGGCACCUGGAUUGUGGCCAUCCUGCAGAGCACACCCCCACUCUAUGGCUGGGGCCAGGCUGCCUUUGACGAGCGCAAUGCUCUCUGCUCCAUGAUCUGGGGGGCCAGCCCCAGCUACACCAUUCUCAGCGUGGUGUCCUUCAUCAUCAUUCCACUGGUUGUCAUGAUUGCCUGCUACUCCGUGGUGUUCGGUGCAGCCCGGCGGCAGCAUGCUCUGCUGUACAACAUCAGGAGCCACAGCUUAGAGGUUCGAGCCAAGGACCGUGUGGAGAAUGAGAACGAAGAGGGAGAGGAGAAGAAGGACGAGCUCCAGGGUGAGAGAGAGUUCCACAGCCAGGAUGAAGGUGAGGUCAAAGCCAAGGAAGACAACAUGGAGGCCAAAGAGGGCAGCAUGGAAGCCAAGGAUAGUGGCACAAAGGGCAAGGCAGGGAGAGUGGAGAUCAGCAAGGGGAGCACAGAAGCCAAGGGCAGCAAGGUCAGAAAAAGCAGCACGGCGGCCAGCGAAGGCAGCAUGAAGGCUAAGGAAGGGGGCACAGAAAUUGAGAGCAGCAUGAAGGCAGAGAAGGGCCACAUGGAAGUCAACCAGUGCAACAUUGACUUGGGUGAUGAGGAUAUUGACUUUGGUGAGGAUGACGUCAAUUUCAGUGAGGAUGACAUUGAGGCAGUGAACAUACCUGAGAGUCUCCCACCCAGUCGUCGAAACAGCAACAGCGACCCUCGUCUGCCCAGAUGCUACCAGUGCAAAGCUGCUAAAGUGAUCUUCAUCAUCAUUUUCUCCUACGUGCUAUCCCUGGGGCCCUACUGCUUUCUAGCGGUCCUGGCUGUGUGGGUGGAUGUCCAAACCAAGGUACCACAGUGGGUGAUCACCAUAAUAAUCUGGCUUUUCUUCCUGCAGUGCUGCAUCCACCCCUACAUCUAUGGCUACAUGCACAAGACCAUCAAGAAGGAAAUCCAGGAUAUGCUGAAGAAGUUAUUUUGCAAGGAAAAGCCCCCAAAAGAAGACAGCCACCCAGACCUGCCUGGAACCGAAGCUGGCACAGAGGGUGGAACUGAAGGCAAGAUCGUCCCUUCUCAUGAUUCUGCCACUUCGCCUUGAAGUUAGUCCUAAGGCAAACCUUGGACUGUCCACAAUGCAGUAAACAAGAGCAGCUUUCUUUUAAACAGACCACCCACAGUCCCAUUAAUGCUAACCCAUACCAUACCAUUCCAGGCAAAGGUGUUGCACACAUGCUUCUCAUCACAGGCAGAUAGGUACGUGGAAGAGGUAGGAACUGGAGCUUUCCUUUAAAAGUGUGUCCCUCAAAGCACAGACUCGAGGAUUCUGACUGAAAUUUCCACCUCCCCCGACCACCACCAAAAUGUAUUAGGCUCUAAAUUUCUUAAAGCAACAAGGGCUGUCCAUUUUGGACCUGUACGGGGUAUUCUGUCUCCCUGAGCUACAACAUGUCAGCUUUCCCUUUGAGAGAAAAGGAAGAUGAUGCCUGUGAACUUAAGGACUUUUAAGUACCCAGGUCAAGAGCUCAGGGGCAAAGGCCACAGCCUGUUUUCACCUGAAAGAAAAGCAAUGGACCAAAUCAUUCAUGGAGCCCAAAGAAGCAGAGCCUGACUGACUGAUUAACACAUGAGCCAAAUUCUAAAGUGAUGAGCCCCAUAAUCUGGUGCAAAGACUAUUAUGGAAACUAACACAAAAGGCAUCGUGCAGUUAAAUACAGAUUUUAAGUACAGGGAUCCAGAAAAGUGGAAGAGGAUAAUAGGGCAUGUUUGAAAUGGGAAGCUAGUCCAAGGGAGACAAUAGAAAAAAUAAUACAUCUGUGGAGCUAAACAGUUAACGUUUUUCCAUAAAACCCUGGGUUGGUGAGUGGGUUGGGACCAAGGUCAUUCCAUGUAAAUGGAAAAUUGUCAAUUGACAGGAAACUGUUUUUUCGUCUCCUAUCUAAAUAAUAGUGGGACAGAAACCAUGCCACUAUUUUACAAUUUUCCCUUUGUGAUUGAAUUGGGGUACAAGAAUCCUUCAAAUCUCCUCUGCCAGUCACUUGAGUAUGUGAGUGUGUGUGUGUGUGUGCGUGUUCCAAAUAGAGCUUUUUAGUCAAACAGUAUUUCCAGAAAAAAAGAAUUCAACCGCAAGUGGCCAAAGUCCUAUGACAACUCAGACUGCCAAUCAAGAGUGAUGAGCCCAUUAGAAAUCUCUUUUGCACCCAUGAGAUCAUAAACAAGAAAUGUGAUCUCCACAGGAGGAACAAGUGAGGCAGGAUAAACAUUUUC
Messenger RNA from Manis pentadactyla (Chinese pangolin), 2929 nucleotides. It is a transcript of the gene GPR101, whose product is annotated as G protein-coupled receptor 101. The transcript has a single exon. Gene Ontology annotation, molecular function: G protein-coupled receptor activity. The coding region runs from base 210 to 1763 and encodes 517 amino acids. Gene Ontology annotation, cellular component: membrane. The record is from RefSeq and is a predicted model, not a curated record. Gene Ontology annotation, biological process: adenylate cyclase-activating adrenergic receptor signaling pathway. Lineage: Eukaryota; Metazoa; Chordata; Mammalia; Pholidota; Manidae.